UAGGAAAGAAGAGACUGCUAUAUACAAAUGUAGUUAUAUACACACACACAUUUGUACGAAAUUCGAAUGCUUUCACUUACAAUCUUCUGUUAAGCCAAAACCGGAGACUCUCUCUCCCUGUGUGUGAAAAUUGAGAAUCGAAGAAGGAGCCAUGACUGGGCGAAGAGACGGUCCGUUGAUGAGAAACACCACACAGUCCCUACGUGGAUCGAGAAUCGUCAUUGCCAUCGCGAUUGGAGUCCUUCUCGGAUGCGUCUUCGCAUUCCUCUUCCCUCGCGGACUCUUCGCCUCCAAUUCACCAAUUCAAUCCCACCCAAUCGCCAAAUCCAAUAUACAGGUUGUUUCAUCUCCAUGUGAGUCAUCUGAACAUGUCAACAUGUUGAAGUCAGAAUUCAUAUCAGUGUCAGAGAAGAAUGCGGAGUUGAAGAAGGAGAUUAGGGAAUUGACUGAAAAGCUUCAGUUGGCCGAACAACGUAAAGAUGAUGCACAGAAACCGGUCUUGGUGUUGGGUGAACCGCAUAAAGCUGGGGUUUUUGGUACUGUUAAGGGUUCAAGAACCAGCCCCAGUGUUAUAGCUGAUGAGACUGUGAACCCAAGAUUGGCCAAAAUAUUAGAGAAAGUUGCUGUUAAGCGGGAACUUAUAGUUACACUUGCAAAUUUGAACGUGAAGGAAAUGGUGGAGGUCUGGUUCACUAAUAUCAAGAGAGUGGGUAUACCCAAUUAUCUGGUGAUUGCUUUGGAUGAAGAAAUCGCCAACUUCUGCCAAACAAAUAAUGUUCCAGUGUACAAGAGAGACCCGGAGGAAGGUAUUGAUUCAAUUGCGAGAUCAGGGGGAAACCAUGCUGUUUCAGCACUGAAGUUUCGCAUCUUGAGGGAGUUCUUGCAGCUUGGUUAUAGUGUUCUUCUCUCAGAUGUUGAUAUAGUAUAUUUGCAGAAUCCUUUUGGCUAUCUUUAUCGUGAUUCAGAUGUGGAGUCCAUGACUGAUGGUCAUGACAAUACAACAGCUUACGGGUAUGAUGAUGUUUUUGACGAACCUUCUAUGGGUUGGGCUCGUUAUGCUCAUACAAUGAGGAUGUGGGUUUAUAAUUCUGGUUUCUUUUACAUAAGACCAACAAUCCCUUCAAUUGAGCUUCUGGAUCGUGUGGCUGGUAGGCUAUCUAGGGAGCCAAAUUCUUGGGACCAGGCAGUUUUCAAUGAGGAGCUCUUUUUCCCUUCACAUCCUGGGUAUGAUGGUCUUCAUGCCUCCAGGAGAACUAUGGAUUUCUAUCUCUUCAUGAACAGCAAGGUGCUUUUCAAGACGGUUAGGAAAGACCCGAACCUGAGCAAGCUUAAACCGGUAAUCAUUCAUGUAAAUUACCACCCUGAUAAGCUCCCAAGAAUGGAAGCAAUUGUGGAGUACUAUGUUAAUGGUAAGCAAGACGCGUUGAAAUCCUUCCCCGAUGGUUCAAAUUGAUAAAUUCUUAUCCUGCUCAUUAGAAACACCCUCUGCUUAUUCUGCUUGCUGGAUUUCAAGAUGCUUGUACUCGGUCGGUACUUGUGUAACACCACAUUUAGGUCUAUAAUGGCAAUAUGGGUUGUUGUGCCUGAUUUAAGAAGAAUUUCGCUCCUCUUGCCAUAGGAAGAACCUCAUGUAACUGUAUUCUUUUGUUUUGCCUGCCAAUUUUCGGUUUCUGCAUCAUUGUUUUUAGGGUAAAUGUCACUGACACCCUUGUAUUUAGGUGAUAUUUCACUGACAUCCCUUCUAGUAUCUGAAAUAUCACUGCACACCCCUAUAGUUUAUAUAUAUGUUUCACUAACUACCCCUACGGUCCUACCGUCUAUGCCGUUACUAACAACCAAAAAUGCAUGUGAUGUGUUUGCAUAUUCCCUUAUGA
Ilex paraguariensis (yerba mate) is the source of this 1874-nucleotide messenger RNA. The record is from the annotation of a GenBank genome assembly. NCBI's taxonomy places the organism in Eukaryota, Viridiplantae, Streptophyta, Magnoliopsida, Aquifoliales, Aquifoliaceae.